Molecule: messenger RNA, 2863 nt
Organism: Menidia menidia (Atlantic silverside)
Lineage: Eukaryota; Metazoa; Chordata; Actinopteri; Atheriniformes; Atherinopsidae
Source: the annotation of a GenBank genome assembly
CCUCUCUCUUGGGAGAAGAGCAAGAGACCGAGGACUACGUCACUCAGGAUGGCGGUUGAUUUGACUCCACGGUUUCGAAGGUUGAACAGCCAAACCAGAAGCUUUCGUGAAAAUAUUCAGCAUGGUUUUUCAGGGCCCUUUGGAGCCACCCAGCUGUGGCACAACAUCAUUCAUGCCUUGCAGAGUCAGGUUGAGGUGCGUCGCUGCAGGAGACACCUCCGUCUCCAUGCUGAAUGCUUCACGGGUUCAGAUGCCGUGGACGCUGUACUCAGUUAUCUGAUGCAGAAUGUGGUGUUUAGCACAAGUGAAGUGUCUCGCCUUAAAGCUGCUAGACUCUGCCAGGCGCUGAUGGAGGCCAAGGUGUUUGAGCCAGUUGGCACGAGGCUCUUUCGCAGAGACAAGGAGGUGACCUUUGAAGACAGCAGCUGCAGCCUUUAUCGUUUUCUGGAAUAUAAAGUAAUGUACGAGUCUCCAAUGAAGGGGGGCGGUGUUGAAACAGAAAACAGACCACCAGAAGAACAGGUGACAAAAAGAAAGAAGAGCUCAAGGCUAAAUGAACUGAGGACAAUAUCCAAUCCUCUUGCCAUUGGACCAUCGGACAGGAGAGUUGAAAGACUUCUGAAAACCAUCAAUCUGCAACCAUCACUGUCUGCAUCUCUGAAUGCAGCCACCACAACGCCUGGCUUCCUGUCUAAAGCUGUGGUGGAUAGGGUUUGGAAGCAGCAGACCCUGUUGCAGAUCCUGCAGAUUAUAGAGUUGCCCAUGUUGGACUGCAUCCUAACUUCUCCUGAACGGGUUCCGUCUCAGGCCUGUAGACAUCUGCCAGCCAACCAGGACUUGGUUAUCUCUAACGCGUGCCUGGAAAGAGAGCUGCCUGACACCCUCAACAUACCCCAGUUAGAUGCAUGGCUGUCGACUGCCGCCGACCUCUUGGAGCUCUUCCCUGAUCAGCUGAUAGUAGCCGCAGGCGAACAGCUCAGCCAGCAGUGCUCAGAUGUCUCUUUAGAACUAGGCAACGCUGAGCAGAUGACCAAUCAGAAGAGACUGCUCUUUGACACUAUUGCCAAGUACUAUAGUGGACAGGAAAAAGCUCCACUCCUUUCAGGGCGCUACCUUGAUAUACAUGCUGCUAUUCUCAAUUUACUGGAUGAUGGAAAGAAUCAAGAGGCUAUUAAAGCAUCCCAGCUAUGCUUGCGCCUACUGGAGACGAGCAUGAGAGAUGAACUACGGAGACUGCUGGCCUUCAUGUCAACAGCCACUCAGCCAGAUGCCUGCCGUCUGCAGAAGCAGACUGACAACAGGACCUUAAUCUGCCGCACUUUUCAGAGAGCUCUUGUUCAGAGCCAUGAGCUGACACGACAGCAGGCGGAAACUCUGGUCCUCUUUCUAGUGGACAAUUACACCGAGCUCUUCAAGACUCCUACAACCCUUAUUGAAGCUGUGAGGAGAUCAUUGAGGACUUUGCAGCAGGGCAAAGACCCAGACGCCAUUGCGACCUUUACGUUCUGCCAGCAGGUGACUCCGCAGGAGUACGAGGACCAGCGAGAGGCCACCACGCUGCAAAGCCUCAAACAGCUUCUUUGUCAUAUUUCAGGAAAUAAGAGCAUGCCCGCCAAAGACAAGAGGAAGCUGCUCAAGGAGUUUGAAAAACAUCACCCUGUGGUGUUCCUCCAGUAUUUUUCCAGUACUUUCUGUGACUGAGUGGCUAUUAUUGAAUUCACAGAUGCACUUCAAAGCUUGCAGCUGCAGCAUUGGGGGAGAUAAAAAAAAUCUGGGGUCUAAUGAAACAUGCUAUGUUGAGGAAUACAUUCAGAUCUACUUAAAAUCUCUAAAUCCUGUGAAACCUCAAAAAGGUAAUUACUUGUUAGUGAAGUAGCUAUCAACACCUUUAGAACCUCAUGCACACUAAUAUGGAGUCUUUUUGAUUAAGGCAUCAAUUCAGCAACACAUGUCAAAGAUUUUGCACAAGGUUGAAAACUUUUUAUUAUACAAACCUUUCUCCAAUGUUCCUUAAGGGUAACUGGAAAAAAAGCUAAUUUACUUUAGAUUUGAAUGAUAAGGGAACUUUGUGUUGUUUAUUUCUUCUUCCACGUUGUAGACUACUGACAGUUUGUUGUAAAAAAUUAACGGUAGUGAAAUAGUGCCUUGUCUGUGCCAUGUUCCUGUGGCAUUACUGUACAAAAAGAGGUAAUAAUAAGGUGGUAAAGCAGAUAAUGAGCAGUUUGUGUAAAUGAUCAGUUACCUUCUUCCAGGCUCUAUUUGGAUAUAAUUAACGUAGAAAGAUGUGGAGGUUUGUUAUUGUGGUUGAGCUUGCAUACUGCACACUGAUAAAACAACUGCUGUUUUCCUGUCUCGCUUUCCUGCAUUCAAGGAUAAGCACUGGUUUAGAUAAACUCGGUCAAACUCAUUUGACUAAGGUUUAAUGCUUAAAUCACAUUUUGUGGGGUGAUCCUUCACCUUAGAUCUAAUUUAGAAAUUGUAGGUCUAAUGUAGCUCAGGGUAACACUGUACAUUUUAAUAAUUUUGGUUUUUACUUCAGCUAGCAAUACUAAUAGAACAUUUUUAAUUGUAAUUCUUUAGGAUUUUACUUGAAAGUAGACCUUAUGUUUUAAUUUUUUUUUCAGGCUACUAAUUUAUUUUUGGUACCUCAAAUUGUGGCUCUGUCAUGGUCACGAAGCCAUGGCCAUAAAAACUCAUAAUUAGGACUUUUCUCAUAAUUAUUGUUGAUUACAAGCACUGAAAUCAUGGGGAAGAAUGCACUUUAUGAUGGUGAACCAUGAGCAAUACGUGUAAUAAAUACUACAACCAAGGUCUUGUUAUGAUGAUUUCAUGCAUGUUUCUGCAGUCAGUCCUUUGAAUUUGU